AUGUUGGGCUCUGGACGAAGAACUGCCGACAAGUGGAGGGCGGGGGAGAGACUCCAAUGCCCAGCGGGCCAUGCGCGGGUGGCGCUUGCGCGAUGCACGGACGGGGGGGCGGUCGAGCCAUUUAAAUGUGUGUUUGUGGGUGAAAUGGCUGCGCAGGUCGGAGCGGUGCGCGUAGUACGGGCGGUGGCGGCGCAAGAGGAGCCGGACAAAGAAGGAAAGGAGAAACCUCAUGCCGGGGUCUCACCGCGGGGAGUGAAGAGGCAACGCCGAACAAGCAGUGGGGGAUCUCAGGAGAAGCGGGGGCGGCCGAGCCAGGAGCCCCCUGUCGCUCCCCCUCACCGGCGGCGUCGCAGCCGCCAACAUCCCGGGCCGCUGCCGCCAACGAAUUCAGCCCCGACUGUCCCAGGCCCUGUUGAGCCUCUGCUCCUGCCGCCUCCGCCGCCACCUUCGCUUUCGUCCGCCGGGCCCGCUGUCGCUGCCCCGCUCCCGGCUCCAGGCACCUCGGCCCUCUUCACCUUCUCGCCCCUGACUGUGAGCGCGGCCGGGCCCAAGCAUAAGGGCCACAAGGAGCGGCACAAGCACCAUCACCACCGCGGCUCCGAUGGUGAUUCCAGCUCCUGCGUUCCGGGCGAUCUCAAGCACAAGGACAAGCAGGAAAACGGCGAGAGAACUGGAGGGGUGCCUGUGAUCAAGGCCCCCAAGAGAGAAACAUCAGACGAAAAUGGUAAAACCCAGAGAGCUGAUGAUUUUGUCUUGAAGAAAAUAAAGAAGAAAAAGAAAAAGAAACACCGAGAAGACAUGCGAGGAAGACGCCUUAAAAUGUACAAUAAGGAAGUACAAACCGUCUGUGCUGGCCUGACCCGCAUCAGUAAGGAAAUUCUCACUCAAGGACAAAUGAAUAGCACUUCAGGAGUUAAUAAGGAGUCCUUCAGGUAUCUGAAAGAUGAACAGCUGUGCCGAUUAAACUUGGGCAUGCAAGAAUAUCGGGUACCCCAGGGAGUACAAACACCUUUUAUGACUCACCAGGAACAUUCUAUUCGUAGAAAUUUCUUAAAAACAGGUACUAAAUUUAGCAACUUUAUUCAUGAGGAACACCAGUCCAAUGGUGGUGCUCUUGUCCUUCAUGCUUACAUGGAUGAACUCUCAUUUUUGUCUCCAAUGGAGAUGGAGAGAUUUUCUGAGGAGUUUCUUGCUUUGACAUUCAGUGAAAAUGAGAAAAAUGCUGCUUACUAUGCUUUAGCGAUAGUACAUGGAGCGGCUGCUUAUCUCCCAGACUUCUUGGAUUACUUUGCUUUUAAUUUCCCCAACACCCCAGUGAAAAUGGAAAUUCUGGGCAAGAAAGAUAUUGAAACAACAACCAUUUCAAAUUUUCACACUCAGGUCAACAGGACAUACUGCUGUGGCACCUACCGAGCAGGUCCUAUGCGGCAGAUAAGUCUUGUUGGAGCAGUAGAUGAAGAAGUUGGUGAUUAUUUCCCAGAGUUCCUUGAUAUGUUAGAAGAAUCACCAUUUCUGAAAAUGACUUUGCCCUGGGGUACACUUUCCAGUCUCCGACUCCAGUGUAGGUCUCAGAGUGAUGAUGGACCUAUAAUGUGGGUAAGGCCAGGAGAACAGAUGAUCCCUACAGCAGAUAUGCCAAAGUCACCCUUCAAAAGACGACGAUCAAUGAAUGAAAUAAAAAAUCUCCAGUACCUUCCUCGGACCAGUGAACCCCGUGAAGUUCUCUUUGAAGAUAGGACAAGAGCUCAUGCUGAUCAUGUAGGUCAGGGGUUUGACUGGCAGAGUACAGCUGCUGUUGGGGUUUUGAAAGCUGUACAGUUUGGUGAAUGGAGUGAUCAACCUCGCAUAACCAAAGAUGUGAUCUGUUUUCAUGCUGAGGAUUUUACUGAUGUUGUACAGAGACUUCAGUUAGACCUUCAUGAACCUCCAGUUUCCCAGUGUGUACAGUGGGUGGAUGAAGCCAAACUAAACCAAAUGAGGCGGGAAGGCAUUCGUUAUGCUAGAAUUCAGCUAUGCGACAAUGAUAUCUACUUCAUCCCUAGAAAUGUCAUUCAUCAGUUCAAAACAGUGUCAGCAGUGUGCAGCUUAGCUUGGCAUAUAAGACUUAAACAGUACCACCCGGUUGUGGAAACCACUCAAAACACAGACAGCAAUUCUAACAUGGAUUGUGGGUUAACUGGAAAGCGAGAAUUAGAAGUAGACUCCCAAUGUGUUAGGAUAAAAACUGAAUCUGAAGAAACAUGCACAGAGAUGCAGCUUUUGACAACUGCUUCAUCAUCCUUCUCACCUUCAUCAGAACUUCAUCCACAGCAAGAUCAGAAGACUCAUCCUAGUCCAGUUUUAAAGGUGGAAAGUAGACUGGACUCUGACCAGCAAAACAAUCUGCAAGAACAUUCAAGCACUCCUGUGUGAUAUAUGCAAUUUCACCAUCUCCCACUUGCCAUCCAGCAGAUGCCAUCUGUCAUCUAAGCUGGUCAUUGCUAAUAAACAAGGAGACUGUCUCCUGACAGCCAGCACUGUGUAUAAUCACUCAGGAACCAGCGGAUCUGCAAAGACCUACAAUCAAAAGCAAAUCCCCAUUUUCCUUUUAUAAAACAUUCUACCCUCACCUCCAGUAUAAACACAGUAAAAGAAUAUAAAAAAAUGUUUAAAAUCAUGUACUAAUAAAUUCAUUGUAUGUUAGAAUUGCAAUAGAAUGGAGAGAAACAUUUAGCUAAUAAUAUACCUGGAAACUGUCCUAUGUGAGUGAGUAUUAGAUUUUAAUAGCAUGCUUUAAAGACUGAUGAAUAUAAAGGCAGAAGUUUUGCAUUUCUUACUGCUUUCAAAGAUGUAUCCUAGUUUAGUGAUACAAAUGAUUGCAACUUUUAAAAUUAUUAAAUUAUUUGGUUUGGUGGAGUGAGGCAUGGAGCAAUCUGGCAUCUUCUGAUUUGUAAAGUAGUGAUGGCAGUGAAGAUGUAACUGAAAUUUAAGCUGAUCUUCCUUUUUGGUAUCCAUUGUGCCAACUCUUGAGAUUACUUGCAGAAUGUGGUUAUAAGUUUUAGUAUUUUGUGGAGCAGAGGGAUAUUUUUUAAAUGUGCUUAUGGAAAGGACCCAAUAAAUGAAUAUUCUUAAUUUAGUUAAGUAGAAUGAUUUUAGUUAUCCAUUAAAAAGUAUAAAAGUCUUCCCCCUGCCCCUGAAGUCAUUCUCUAAUUACUAAGCUAUGCUAGGAGUAGGAUUAUGUUUCAAGGAGGUAUCCCAAAUUCAUAAAGCAAUAAUAAUAAAAACCUACAUACUAGUCCCCCCCUCCAAAGUCUUAACUCUAUAAAAAUGAAUUCCUAGGCUUAAUUGUACUUUUAAUUUGCUUAUUCAGUACUUAGAAUUUGUUUAACUGGUACUUUAUUAUUUUUAAUUAAAGACUUUAAAAAGUGCCCUUUACCCUUAAGAGACAUUUGGAAUAUCAGCUGACCAAUACUACAAGCUCUUGUAGGGGGAAAAGGAGCUUAUUAUAUAAAAUUCUUUGCUAAACCUUAGGAAAAGAUGCCUCGCAUCAAUCUUAGUAGACAUAAAGGUCACACUUAAUGGCUGGAGAAACUUUUGCUUAUUGCCUUUCCCUAUAUAAAUAUUAUUGUCUAGAAUGAAAGCUAAUAUAGGAACAAGACUCCAAAACCCAUGAAAACCCUUAGUGAAUAUAUUCUUAAUCAUUAAUGUUAGUCCAUUAUAUUUUCAUCUGUAUUUGCCAUUAAAAAUUUGCAUUUACGCCUUUAGGAUAUUUGAGUUUGUGUCUAAUAAAUGUUUUAUUAUUGCUACAGUUUUUUAAAAAAGAACUUUUCACUAGCACAUGCCAGAGAUUCACAUUUGUGCUAAGUUAUAUGUUUUGAAAACAGGUUGUAGUUAUAUUUAUUGGUCAUGCAAGUAGAGGAAGUGCACAAUACAAACAUUUUUCUUUGGCACAUAGGGGACCCAUCCUCAUCCUGAGAGUUUGUUGCUUUAAAAGCAAGUAUCUCUCCAUAAAUAUUAUGGCCUUCCAUUUUCUUCACACAUUUUUUGGAAUCCACUUGUGCAUGUUGUUGAGAGCGCUGUCUUUUAAAAUAUAGCACUUUUCAAUUCCCUCUAAAGAAAUACUUAUGUACUACUUCUAUCACAUGUUGUAAAUUUUCACGUAAUAGUGUUUUCUGUGACUAAACUCCAUUUUGAUUGGCAGCUUAGACUUUUUUUCUUGUGGCUUUAAUUUAUCUAAGAGGUCUUUGCAUAUAGAUGAAAUGUAUAAUUUGCCUGGCGGACUAUUUGCGUUGUGUGGCCUUAGUUUGUUUAUUGAUAUUAACGAGUGUUUAAAAAAGGUUUUUAAUGAAUAGUCUUAAAUCUAAAUUUGUGUGAAUAAUAAUCCUUUUAACACAGUGCUUUUUUGUAGCUGUCUGAGCGUGUUAAAUUGUUAAGCUAUUUCUUUGUAAAAUAGGACAAUGGAAUGCAUAGAAUUUUUUUUCCUGUAAAGUAUUUUUUUAAUAAACAAAGUCUGAUUUGUCCUUUA
Messenger RNA from Cynocephalus volans (Philippine flying lemur), 4504 nucleotides. It is a transcript of the gene RSBN1, whose product is annotated as round spermatid basic protein 1. Lineage: Eukaryota; Metazoa; Chordata; Mammalia; Dermoptera; Cynocephalidae. The record is from RefSeq and is a predicted model, not a curated record. Bases 1 to 2412 code for a protein of 803 amino acids. The transcript has 8 exons. Gene Ontology annotation, cellular component: nucleus.